UGCAGAGAAGCGAUGGCUCCGGCUGGGAAUUCAUCGCCGACGAAGCGACUGAAAGUUUCCAAACUAAAGGUCUUCCUUCUCGCGUUAUCCUACUCUUACGUCACCAAGUCGCUGGCGCUCAGCUACUCCAGGAGUAUGAUCACUCAGAUCGAGAGGAGAUUCAAUAUCCCGUCUUCGUUAGUCGGUGUUAUCGACGGGAGCUUUGACAUCGGAAAUUUGCUGGCGAUCGCCUUUGUGAGUUACUUUGGCGCGAAAUCUCACCGCCCGAGAGUGAUGGCGGCCGGCUGUCUCGUUAUGUUUUUGGGCGGCUGUCUGACAGCUUUACCUCAUUUCAUUAUGAGACAAUACCAGUACGACCGUGCACAUGGCGUGUCCACGAAUUCCACGUCCCACGUGCAGCUGUGUCUGGCAAAUCAGAGCCACGCGAGUGAAGCCGGGGCGUCCGAAGAGUGUAAGUCGGGAUCCGAGUCGCACAUGUGGAUCUUCGUGCUGGUGGGAAACAUCUUGCAGGGAAUUGGGGAGACCCCCAUCGAACCUCUAGGACUGUCUUAUGUGGACGACUUCGCCAAAGCUGACAAUUCCCCCUUUUACAUUGGAAUAAUACAGACCAUAUCGAUCGGCGGGCCCUUCCUGGGAUCGUUAAUGGCCGCGUUCUUCGCACAGAUCUACGUGGACGUCGGGUUUGUAAAUCUGGAUGAUGUCACUUUGGGACUGACCGAUACGCGUUGGGUUGGCGCUUGGUGGCUGGGAUUUUUGAUUAGCGCCACUCUGAAUCUCCUCGCGGCGGUUCCAUUCUGGUUCUUCCCGAAAUCCCUUCCCAAGGAGGGUGAAGAAGAUCCGCCGGAGGCAAAAGAAAUGCUUCAGCCCCUCGCGGAGGAGAAGAGAAUAGAAACCCCCGACCAGAAAGUUGUCGAAUUCCUGCCGUUCCUGAAGAGGCUCUUGGGGAAUCGGGUGUUCAUGUUAUUUCUGGUCGUCACCGUCCUCCAGUUCAACGCCUUCGUGGGAUUCUUCUCUUUUAUGCCGAAAUACGUGGAGCAGCAAUACGGGAAAUCGGCAUCAGAAGCCAUCUUUUUAAUUGGUGUGUACAAUCUCCCGGUAAUUUGCAUCGGUUACUUUUUGGGAGGAUUUUUCAUGAAGAAAUUCAAGGUGACGACGUUUUUGGCGGCAAAGAUCGGCUUUUGGAGCUCGGUGGUGGAAUAUCUCAUAUAUUUCUCGGCCUUCGCCAUGCUCUGCAGGAACGCCGUCGUAGCCGGACUCACCGUGUCGUAUGACGGAGUUGAAGAAACUUCCUAUCUGGAUAAUCUGCGCUCGGAUUGUAACAGGAACUGCGACUGCCCCACGGAUAUUUGGGACCCCGUGUGUGGCGAUAACGGGGUGUCGUACGUGUCGGCUUGUCUGGCCGGCUGUGACUAUUCCACGGGAUGGGGACAGGAGGCGGUUUUUCGCAAUUGCAGCUGUAUUCCCGGUUUAAACAGCAGCGCCGUGCUUGGCCAGUGCCCCAGGGAGGGCAAAUGCGACACCAUGCUGCUGUAUUUCAUGAUCCUGUCGCUCGUCUGCUGCCUGAUUUACUCAUUUGGAGCCAUGCCGGGGUACAUGGUGUUAAUCAGGAGCCUGACCCCUGAAGAGAAGGCGUUUGGUUUGGGUCUCCAUCUGUUGGCGGCGCGUGCGCUGGGUGGAAUUCCCUCUCCAAUCUACUACGGGGCGUUAAUCGAUACGACCUGCAUAAAAUGGGGGACCACCAGCUGCGGGGAGCCGGGUGCGUGUCGCAUGUACGACUCAGAUGCCUACAGGUAA
This is a messenger RNA of Spea bombifrons (plains spadefoot toad), 1794 nucleotides long. RefSeq names its product solute carrier organic anion transporter family member 1A2-like. NCBI's taxonomy places the organism in Eukaryota, Metazoa, Chordata, Amphibia, Anura, Pelobatidae. The transcript has 13 exons. The coding region runs from base 13 to 1794 and encodes 593 amino acids. Gene Ontology annotation, molecular function: protein binding; bile acid transmembrane transporter activity. Gene Ontology annotation, biological process: sodium-independent organic anion transport; bile acid and bile salt transport; transmembrane transport. The record is from RefSeq and is a predicted model, not a curated record. Gene Ontology annotation, cellular component: membrane.